Messenger RNA from Suillus subaureus, 1560 nucleotides. RefSeq names its product cytochrome P450. Lineage: Eukaryota; Fungi; Basidiomycota; Agaricomycetes; Boletales; Suillaceae. Gene Ontology annotation, molecular function: monooxygenase activity; oxidoreductase activity, acting on paired donors, with incorporation or reduction of molecular oxygen; iron ion binding. The record is from RefSeq and is a predicted model, not a curated record. Bases 1 to 1560 code for a protein of 519 amino acids. The transcript is spliced from 13 exons.
AUGAGUUCCCUCCAAUCCUUCUUUGCAUUCAUCCCACUCCAACAACCUGACCCUGUCAACACGCAGCUGGUCUUCAGUGCUGCGGCUUGUCUUACUGUAGUGGGAGUAACUUUUUGGGCUUACCGUCCUAAAUCAAAGAGUGGCCUUCCUCUUCCACCUUCCCCUCCCACUUGGAGACUUCGAGGGCACGUCCUGCCACCUCGCAAACCAUUCCUCACCAUAGCAGAAUGGAUUGACGAGUACGGUCCUCUGAUUACUAUCCGAUCAAAAUUAGAGCGGAUCAUUAUUAUCGGGCGUUACAGAGCCGCCGUGGAAAUUAUGGAGAAUCAGGGCAAAUUUCUAGCUGAUCGUCCCCCCAUGAUUGCUGCUGGCGAAAUGUUUAGCGGCGGAAUGAGUAUUGCCUUUAUACCCUUCGUGGACCGGUUACGUCGCAUGCGUAGAGCACUUCAUUCUCAUCUCCAACCUAAAGCAGCUGAGGCCUAUCAGCCACUGCAGAUGUCACAUGCGAAGAACAUAGUUCUUGGCGUUCUUGAUAAUCCACACAACUUCCGGCACCAUGUGGUAACUUAUGCUGCAUCUAUAAUUUUGAAAGUAACAUACGGGAAGAAUACGCCCACGUCUGCGGCUGAUCCUGAAGUCAUUGAGAGGCUUCAAAUGAUGGGAAAGGUUACUGAAAUCCAGCGUCCUGGUGCUUACCUGGUGGAGUCGAUCCCGUGGCUCAAAUACCUCCCUUGGUAUGGCCGAGAGUUGAGACUGUUGUUUGAGAGGAGGAAAACAGUCUACCUUGGUCAGUUAAAUCGCGUGAGGGAGCAUAUGCAGAGCGACGUGGACAUCGGCCCUUCGUUCAUGAAACAUAUGCUGGAAAAUGACCAAUCCCAUGGUUUGACAGAGACCGAGGUGGCCUUUCUCGGUGGUGCCCUCUUUGGAGCUGGAUUAGACACAACUUCUAUCUCGAUAUGCACGGUGCUCAUGGCAGCCUCAUGUUUCCCUGAUGAGCAAGCCAAAGUUCAGGCCGAGCUCGACACAGUCAUCGGAAGGCACCGAGCGCCGACCUUUGCCGACCAAGGGUCCCUUCCCUGCCUGCAAGCGUUCAUCUCUGAGGCUUUGAGAUGGCGACCUGUGGCUUCUGCUGGAAUGGCUCACCGAACAACCGAGGACGUGAUUUGGGAAAACUAUUGUAUUCCAGCUGGGACUACGGUGUUCGGCAACCAUUGGUCUAUCUCUCGGGAUCCAGAUGUCUAUCCGGAGCCUUAUGCGUUCAAGCCUCAACGCUGGAUUGACGAUAAAGGUAGCCUAAGAGAUGAUUUAAAAUUCUUUGCCUACGGCUUUGGUCGACGCGUAUGCCCCGGUCAACAUGUCGCGAAUAGAUCGGUGUUCAUAACCACCCUCCUUAUUCUUUGGGCCUACAAGCUCACUCUGGAUCCUACGAAGCCACUAGAGGACACGGGGUUCAUGAGCGGGACGAUGCCAAAUGUCCUGCCAUGCACAUUUGAGUUUGAGAAGAGGAUUCCGGAAACAGAACUUAGGAGCAUGAUGCAGUAUUAUCCUGAGGUCGCAUGA